AUGGAGAACAACAACUUUGAGAUCAAAUCCAGCUUGAUCAACACGAUAGAGAACAACAAGUAUCAUGGUCUUGCUUUGGAGGAUCCACUUGAUCACCAGGAUCAAUUUGACAAGUACUGUGGUUUGUCAAAAACAAAUGGUGUCUCUGAAGAUGCCUUCAAGCUGAGAUUGUUUUCAUUCUCUUUGGGAGACAAAACUCACACAUGGGAGAAAAACCUUCCAAUUGACUCUAUCACCACUUGGAAUGAAUUCAAGAAAGCCUUCCUCAACAAGUUCUUCUCUACCUCAAGGACUGCCAAACUUAUGAAUGAGAUCUCUGGAUUUCAACAGAGGAAUCUUGAAGUACCUUCUAUAAGCCAACUGGAUACUGCUAGCAAUGGUUUUUUCUUGGGGAGAAAUGAAGUAGAUGCUGAGGAGCUUUUAGAGAAGAUGGCUCAGAACAGAGCCAAACAAGAGAAAGUAAACUUUGUUGGUGAACAUAAGCAAGAGAAGAUAGUUGUGGUUAAUGAAGUUGAUGGUCUAGAAGGUCAAGAAGAGAUAUGUUUCGUUAAUGCUAAUGGGACAUGGUACAAAAAGGAGCCUCACUUUCAAUACCAAAACAACUACCAGCAAAAGCUCUUCUACAACAACCAACAAGGAAGUUACCAAGCUAGCCAAAACUACUCUCAAAGUUUCUCCUCCAAAGGAAAUCAGUCUACACAAGGCCAAGUCGGAUCUUCUACUUCUGCUCCACAAGAAAGUAACACUGAUGCAAUGUUGAAACAGAUCUUGGACUACAAUGAUCUCAACAACAAAUUCUCAAACCUUGCCUCUCACUUCAAGGCUUUGGAGAAUCAGUUUGCCUCUAUGCCUUCAACCUCCAAGUGCCCAAUGGGAUCUCUACCAGAGAAAUCAGAGCAGAAUCCCAAAGAGUAUUGCAACGUUAUCCUCUCUACUACUUCUUCUGAGAUUGAGUUGAGUGAUCACGAGAAAGAGGCUGCAGCACAGCUUGUGGAUAAGACUGAACACAAGGCUAUGGAGAGGGUUAAGGCACAAGCUGAACUGAAGAAGCUAAAGGAAGUUAAGUUGGAAGGAACCACUGAGGUUGAGCAGUCACCUUAUGAUAAGCUCCCAUUUCCACAAAGAGUCCUCACCAAAGCUCAAAAGAAGGUGAUUUCCAAGUUCAGAAAAGACAUGAGUGUUGUAGGAGUCAAGCUUCCAGCAAUAUCAAAUAUGCAUGAUGAUCAUGUCGAAAUGAUGCUCAUCAAGGACAUUCUAGCUCACAAAGAAGAAGUAGGAGAGCUCCUAGACAUCUCUACUAUGCAGCUUGAUCCACAAAUCACACCAAAUGUGAAUGUGAUCUCAAUGGCGAUGGUGAAGAGUCAUGGGAUUGAAAACAAGGAGCCAAACACAUCCUUACUAAUGUUUGGGGACUCCUCUUCUACUACUCCAAUUGGUCUCAUCAAGAACUUUCCUUUGAAGAUUGGAGCUUGCACCAUUCCUAUUGAACUCACUGUUUUGAAGAUGCUGUCUCCUAUCCAAAUUAAGUCUCCAGUGAUGAAUGUUGAGUAUUGUGGAACCAUCACUUGUGGAGAACCUUCCAUUGAAAAGAUCAAGGAUGAAAUGGUUGUUAGUGGAAAAGAAGGUAUUGAUGGAGAGUCCUCUAAAAAGAUGUGUGAUGAGCAUUUGGAAAGUGCUACAAAGGAGGAGGUGAGUAGAGCCACAAAGGCUGCUCAUGACAAGAAGAAGAUGAUGAAAGAACCUCACCCUCCACCUCUUGAUAUGAUGCCAUACACUCUCACUCUUCACCCAAUAAAGUUCAAGGAUGGAUCUAUUGAAUGCAACUAUAAAUCGAUGAACACAAAAGCCAACGGUAUAUCAACUACCAUCUUCUAUGCAUUCAACUACCAUCUGCUUAAAUUUCGAUAUUCGUUAGGUGCAACUGGAUAUAAUCAGAUGCAUUCACAGAAACAGAUUGGCCACUUCGAGAUCUUAACAUAA
Messenger RNA from Brassica oleracea var. oleracea, 1980 nucleotides. RefSeq lists its product as uncharacterized. Bases 1 to 1980 code for a protein of 659 amino acids. The transcript is spliced from 9 exons. The record is from RefSeq and is a predicted model, not a curated record. NCBI's taxonomy places the organism in Eukaryota, Viridiplantae, Streptophyta, Magnoliopsida, Brassicales, Brassicaceae.